Molecule: messenger RNA, 6594 nt
Organism: Paramormyrops kingsleyae
Lineage: Eukaryota; Metazoa; Chordata; Actinopteri; Osteoglossiformes; Mormyridae
Source: RefSeq, a predicted model, not a curated record
CGCGGCCAGCGGUGCUGCUCGGUCCACCUUUUAUUGGUCGAACCUCCCAUUACCGCCGGACUUCCCUUUUAUCACCUUGAAUAACAAAAAGAGACUUUGUUGGCAAGGGGAAAAAUGUCUCUGCUUUUUCAAACGUCUUAGUUAGGUUACAAGUGGGUGUUUGAAAGAGCCUUCACUAUCAAUGUACUGGGCGGGUGUUUGAACUGGAAUCCCCGUAUAUGAUUUUCUUACGCAGGUCCGGGAAGGGAGGAGGAUGGAUGGAAGGGGAAGGUGGUACAGUGACUGGCAGGUAGCGAAGCGAUGCACAUAGCUUUGAUAAAUCCAGAAUCGUAUUUUUAGGCUUGAGACGUGGACUGGUUGGAGAAACGGUGAUCAGGGAGAGACGGACCUAAAGGCGGGUUGGGGGCGGAAGCUGCUGUGCGUUUGGCUCACGAAAAGGCUUCAACAGCAUCUGCAGUGGAGCAGAGCAACUAGACCCCACUCCCAAAUAAACAAAUAAUUACGAUGAUAAAAAUAUAAACGACUGGAAGGUAAUUCUGAUGUUCAGAAGAUAAUAUGUGCUUUUCGUAUAGUUGAUGUUUUCCAAAGAGGAAAGCAGGGGAAAUCAUCUUUUUGUUUUGUUUUGUUUUGCUUUGUUUUUUAACUCCAUGCCCGCCGGCGAAGAGCAGACAGACGAGCCGGGAGUAAUGUGACUGUCAUCGCUCCUGCACGCCACUCCGCUCUUCAUUUUUACCGUAACCAGCCUGGACCUAAACUAUUUCAAUGUAUUUAUUUCUUUUUAUCUUUCUAAUCCACCCUUCCUUUUACUUUUGAAGAGGAUCCGGCGUUUCGUGACUUUGUCCCUGUUGAGGAGACCAUCCACAGCACGCCGAACCCCCUCGCCAUCUCCUCCCCUCGAUCGUUUACUGCGCUCCGGCAGCGGCAGAUCUUCGCCUUAACCCCGGCGGAAUCGAUCUGAGUAACCGGCCGCGUCGAGAGGCGAUAUUUCCGCGAGUAGCCCGCGGGCUCGGGGCGAUCCCGUUUCUCGUGUCGCGAACCCUAAAGGCGGGUGCUCACUGCCGCUGGAUGGUCCGGUGUUCGCGGCUUGCCGGCGCGCCGAUGCUCGGCUCGCUCGCGGUUAUGAGCCGCGGAGGACUGUUAGCGUAGCCUAGCCUAGCCUAGACAGCCGCUAGGAAACACGGUCUUAGCCUAGCCUAGCCGUCAGGAAACACAAGGCAUCGGCGAAGAUAACCGGCGUGCGGCGCUGAGCGCGCACUGACACUUAUUUACAUCACAUCGAACUCAUACAUGUAUACAGACAACAAUUUGUAUCUAGACGAAUAAGUUUCGGCGGCGACUAGGCAUAGUUUUUUUCCGGCGCGGCAUGGCGGAGAACAGCCGGCAGAAACACGGGGACGGCGGCGGUGGCGGCAGCCCCAGCUCCAGCCCGCCGUCGGGGCGCAGGAAGGCGCAGCAGUCCCCGGGAGCCCGAGCGCGGUGCCGGCUGGCCGGACCGGGACACAGCUUCAGGAGGGUGACCCUGACCAAGCCCACCUUCUGCCACCACUGCAGCGACUUCAUAUGGGGGCUGGUGGGCUUCCUGUGCGAAGUGUGCAACUUCAUGUCCCAUGAGAAGUGCCUGAAGCUGGUGAAGGCUGCGUGUUCCUGCAUGGCGCCCUCUCUGGUGCGGGUCCCGGUCGCACACUGUUUUGGUCCGUCGGGACACAAGAAGAGGUUCUGCUGUGUGUGCCGCAAGUCCCUGGAGGGCAGCCCCGGCCUGCGAUGCGAGGUGUGCGAGUUCCACGUCCAUGCCGACUGCGCCCCGUUCAGCUGCAGCGGCUGCCGUCUCUGUCACCAGGAUGGGAGCCUGGACUAUGACAUAUACCAGCAUCACUGGCGGGAGGGGAACCUAUCGUCGGGGGCACGGUGUGAGGUGUGUCGACGGACCUGCGGCUCAUCAGACGUCCUGGUGGGCGUGCGCUGCGAGUGGUGUGGGAUCACGGCACAUGCAUCCUGCUACGUGGUCCUGCCCCCCGACUGCAGCCUGGGUCGUCUGCACAACAUGAUCCUGCACCCCAGCUGCGUGCGCAUCUGCUCACGCAACUUCAGCAAGCUGCACUGCUUCCGAAUCUCCGAAAGCCCUCAGGCCGAGCUGGAUUGCACUGACGAUGUCGAUACCCCAAGUUUGCUAGUGGCCAGUAAGGAGAACCAGUCAUCCUCAUCGCCGGAUUCAGGGAAACAGUCGCUGAAGGUGUUUGACGGUGACGAUGCCCUCAAACGCAACCAGUAUCGCCUGGUCAGCAUCCCCCGCAUCACCAAAAACGAGGAGGUGGUGGACGCUACUCUGCGCGCAUUCUACAUUCCGGAGGAGCCGCAGGACUACGAGCUCCAGGUGUAUGGCCAGCAGGCCCUGGUCAGCGAUGACAUCAUCAACCGCAACGGCACUCCCGACAACAAGUCCGUCUUCAAGGACUGCGUCCCAGAGGCUUGGGUCUUGAGGGCCAAGCCUAAAGAGACGGACGUGCUGAAAAUCUACGCGGGUUGGCUAAAGGUGGGUGUGGCCUACAUCUCAAUCACCUUGUCCAAGAGCAGCACUGUGGACGCCGUCAUCCAAGAGGUCCUGACCCAACUGGGCAAGCAGAAUGAAAACCCUGCUGGAUUCAACCUGGUGGAGGUGUUCAUGGGAAGUAAACAAGUGCAACGGCAAGUUCUGACUGGCCAGGAACUCCUACUUGAUAAAGUUCAACAGAUCAGGAAGACGUCCCUGAGGCAGAUGAACCAGACACGGUUCUACAUCGUGGAGCACCGGAACUCUGUAGUGCAGGUGAACCUGCUGCUAGGGGGUUUUCCCACACAGCUCAUCCGGGAGGACUAUGCAGACCUAUUACGGGAGCACCUGGCCACCAAAAGUCACUUGGUCGCUAUCACCCAUGUUUAUUCUGAACAAGGGGUCGUGGUCCUGCAGAUCACCUGUUUCUCUGAAGCGGAGAGGAUCUACAUGCUGGCCAAAGACACCACAAUCAAUGGCAAGCAGCUCUACUCCCUGGUGAUUCCCGAGAUUAUGCACGAGAAGUUACCACAAGGGUGCUGUCCUCUCCUGGUUUUCGUCAACCCCAAGAGCGGAGGAUUGAAAGGACGCGAGAUAUUGUAUAAUUUCCGGAAACUUCUUAACCCACACCAGGUGUUUGAACUGACUAGUGGUGGACCUCUUCCUGGGCUGCACACCUUUCGGGAUCUUCCCCGCUUCCGGAUCUUGGUAUGUGGAGGUGACGGGACAAUGGGUUGGGUGCUGGGGGUGCUGGAGGAGGUGCGCCACAGACUGGCCUGUCCAGAGCCUGCAAUCGGCAUCAUCCCACUGGGCACAGGAAAUGACCUGUCGCGGGUACUCCGCUGGGGGGCUGGCUACAGUGGGGAGGACCCUUAUGGUGUCCUGGUGGCCGUGGACGAGGCGGAGGAGGUCCAGAUGGACCGCUGGACCAUCCUGCUGGACGCGCAGGAGGUGUCCGAUGAAGAUAAGGGGAACGGCAUUUUGGAGCCCCCUAAGAUUGUGCAGAUGAACAACUACUGUGGCCUGGGCAUCGACGCCGAGCUGAGCCUGGACUUUCAUCAUGCCCGUGAGGAGGAACCCGGCAAGUUUAACAGCAGGCUACACAACAAGGGCGUCUACGUGAAGGUGGGCCUGCAGAAGCUGAGCCACACCCGCAACUUCCACAAGGACAUCAGGCUGCAGGUGGACAAGCAGGACGUGGAGCUGCCCAACAUUGAAGGCCUCAUCUUCCUCAACAUCCCCAGCUGGGGCUCUGGUGCAGACCUGUGGGGCUCCGACAGCGACUCCCGUUUCGAGAAACCCAGCUACGAUGACGGCAUGCUGGAGGUGGUGGGCGUGAACGGUGUGGUGCACAUGGGUCAGGUGCAGAGUGGGCUUCGCUCCGGGAUCCGCAUUGCCCAAGGCACCUACAUCCGCAUCACGGUGACCAAGCCCAUCCCUGUGCAGGUGGACGGGGAGCCCUGGAUCCAGGCUCCAGGACAAAUCAUCAUCUCAGCAGCCGGGCCCAAGGUACGCCUGCUCAAGAAGACUAAGAACAAGCAGAAGAAACAGUCGGGCAGCCUGAAGGAGAACUCAACAUCCAGCGAAAGGGAACACUGAUCCCCCCCCCCCCCACAACCAGGGGUUCCACAUUUAGACUUGAAGCUCAUUGGUUGUGAAUAUCGCAGCCGGACAUAGAGAUGCAAGGUUUUGAGUGAUUCCUGGAUCGGCCGACACACAAGGGACUCCAGGGUUGGAGUCCCUCCUUAUGUCACGUUGUACUCUUUGCUGGCCGACACUGGCUAUGCGUCCGGCCUUCGCAGCUGUCAAAGUGAAAUUCCAUGGUGUGUGUGUGACCGCUUGGAUGCAGUUGCAUCAGAACUUUCAUGUACUCACUCGUUCACAGUUCUUGGACCAUGCUGACCACAUGCGGUUGGGGUCUUGGGCAGGACCGGCUCUGGUACCACAAACGUGAUGUACCGAACACCUCGACAAGGUUUACCAUUAAGCUGAAGUAAGUUAUUGGACGAGAAUACGGACCACUACCUGUUGCCACAAGGUCGUCACACCCAUGAGAAUCACGCUGGAUUCUUUUCUUGGGCUUACCCGUGUGGCUUCCUUUGACUGAUUUUGCGGAGCGGCUCUGGUGAUACACAUGGGUCAGCGAGUCUCAGAUAGGUGACAGGUCACUUCCCUCGGUGUCAGAUGGUAGAAGCCAGUGGUGUGUAAUGACGACGAGCAAUCACUCUGUUAUGGAGACUAGACAAAUCCUUUCCAGAGAUACUCUGUUUGUGUAUUUUGGUGUGUUAUAGACAAACAUCUGGUGCUUUUUGUAUGCUGACAGGCAUGCCCACCAAAAAGAAUGCCUGUCUGAUUUCAGAGCUGUAGUUCACCGGAUGAGCACAUAAGGAUGGUAUUAGUACCUUUUUUAGUCUUCAGCCUUUCACUGUGAUGUUUCACUGUCCGUUACAUACAGUGUUUCAAGUGGCUUCGAUUUGAAGUGGUCCUGAGUUUGCCGUAUCAAUCAAUUAACAGGCUUCCUUCUCUUUCCAUGGAGGUAACUGUAUUUUAAAUAGUACUGUGUGUUCUUACAGAAUAUUUAAUUCGGUGUUAACUUAUGCGUGUAAUGGCUGUGCGUAUUGUGUUCUCAUCAGUAUCUUAUCAAUUAGAGUUUGGUAGAAGCACAGGCCAAAAGAUGCAGAGAUGUGCUGCUUUUGUGGGGAAAAAAAAGUAUUACAGAUGAAUGUGGGGGGGGGGGGGGGGGGAAAAGAGGUAUUCCCCAAAAAAACAGCCAAACCCUUGAGUCUGAGAGCUGAUUUUUCUUCAUUGUUUUGCCAUGUUUAAUGCGAGUGCGACUCCAGAAGCAGACAGCCUUAGGAGCCUAAUGCGGGAAGUUAGAGGACCAAUGCUGAAACAUUCCUAGAUGUGACUCGUGCUAUAUGUGUAUGUGUAGACCAAAGUGCGGUGAGUACGUACAUCUUCAGUUGUCGACUGUUUGUGAGACGCUUCCUACUUAGGAAGAGCGACCUCGUAAAACGGUAGCAUUACAAAAACGUUGCUUCUACGUAACGAAAAUAUCGUGAGAAUGAUGUGCUGGCUGGUCAGUGAUCGAAGCGAUCAUGAAUGUACCAAUCCGCUGCCCUCACUCAUCUACCUCCUUAAGAUGAUCACACCUGAAUAGUUUCUCUCUCAUAGUAGUUGUCCAGUUAAUUUGGUUUCAUCUCCAAGUGUCUCAAUUUCUUAUAUAUAAAGUCAUACAUGCAUUCACACCUGCAUGUAUGUUCAUAGUUAUAUAAAGAAAAGGGUGAAGGAAGGAUUCCUGAAGUGCCAACGGACUGAGCAAGGUUAAAGGUCAAAUGGUGGUAGUUUUAAGUGCUGAUUGGCUAAUGAGACCAAGCGACUUUUUGCCCCAACAAGGCCCAUCCCAUUUUGCUUCCACUCAGCCCGGGUGCGGCCUUCCCUCAGUGAUGCCUCCGCUCGGCACCAAUCCCCUGCCCCCGUCCUUUUCCAGAUCUGUAGCGUGACCAUUGCAGAAAGGCGGUCAGUGGGGGCCUACCCCGACCUCACAGGACGCGGUCGCAGCUUUGGUGACCGACGUAAAUCCGCGUGCCUCUUGCUCGUGGCUUUCCUUGCUACUCUUCUGUAUCUUUGUUUUCGUUGUAGGCAGUAUUGCUGUAUUUUUUUUGGAGUUCAAUUUAGUGUCCAAAUGUCUGUAUAUUUUUCAAGAGUUUUUUUUUUUUCUUUUUAACUGUAAAGAAAAUUGCACUGACUGUAAUGUUUUACAAUAACAUGAAUGUUGAGAUAACUAUAUAUAAAUUAGAUAAACUUACAUGUUAAAAGGUCAUAUAUAUAUAUAUUUAUAUAUGGUAAAAUUAUUAGCACAGUUUGUACUGUCUUAUUGUGCUCGUGUACUUGAGCUGGAAGGUUAUUGUUUGUCAGCCUGCAGUUUGGAGAACAAAUGACACUAGGUGGUUCCACUUAGCCUGUCGUCUGCAGACUGGUAUUUGCAUUGCAUGACUGCGUUCGCAAAAACAAAUACAAUGACCAACGAACAUAAUCUAGGAUAAAUAAAGUGUUUGAAAAUGAAA